CUUUUCUUUUGAAGCUUUUGGAUAUCAUAAAAUACCCAUUUCGACUGCAAAGCACCCAGGACAUGAUCAGUAGUUAAGUUCCGCCAGCUCGAGGAAUUAUAAAGUUGUUAGAUGCACUACGAUGAUUGAUAACUGAAGGCGAACUUUGUUCAGUAAUGAGACUAACGGCAACUUGGAUGGUCAUACUGACAAGCGUGAAAAUAACAAGUAGAGACUUGAUUAUCUGUCGGGGGAACUGCUCUGGUCUGGGAAAGCGAUCGAUCAUUUGGACCCGGAAAAGUUCAAGCCCCAACCGCACUAUCCUAGAGAACACUGGCCACUCAUCAAUUCGCUAUAUCCACUCGCGGACGGUAAUAUCCUUGCAUCACUGCGCAGUGUCUCCGCCGUAAUUACAAUCUUUCGCCAGACCGGUGAGAUCAUCUGGCAUCUCGAUUCUACGGUGGUUUCACAGCAGCA
Messenger RNA from Cucurbitaria berberidis CBS 394.84, 456 nucleotides. RefSeq lists its product as uncharacterized. Lineage: Eukaryota; Fungi; Ascomycota; Dothideomycetes; Pleosporales; Cucurbitariaceae. Bases 156 to 389 code for a protein of 77 amino acids. The transcript has a single exon. The record is from RefSeq and is a predicted model, not a curated record.